AUGAGUUAUGUACCUAAGUUCAAUAGAAACUCUGGAAUGCUAUGUUUGUCAGUGCUUGACUUAGCUUUUGGUGUUCUGAAUUAAUAAAUCUAGACUAUAAUUCUUAAUUCCGCCCUUGUUGGAAUCAUUUUAUGUAAGAUUGUUCAAACAUAUUCAAGUCAUUGUACUUUAUAAACACAAAUAUUAGAAGAAACCUAAAUUGCUUGAAUUGGCAGUUAUUCUCUAUUAUUGUUCAUAUUAGCUUGCAUUAAAAGGGGUUCCUUAUAUUUGGUUUAGUCUAAUAUCUAUUGCUUCAAAUAAGUCUCUAAUGAAAUUCAUCAUUUUGUUAUUAGCAAUUAUCACAACAUCUGCUUAAAUUUAACCGAUAUGUCCAAUAUGUCAUUUGUAAGCCAUAUUAGAAUAAGUAUUUUUGAUGGGAUACCUACUUUACAAUAGAUUUAAUUUAUCUACAGAGAAAAAAAUAGCAUAAAAGCAAAUUUUAAAGUAGAUAUUUAGAAAAAUCAGAUAUUGUAUAUACAAUGAGAAUCUUAUUGAUAUCAAUUAAAACAAAUUCAACUCAACAGAUCUAAAUAUUUUAUCUGGAGCUUCUCUGUUUUCAUAUCGUCUAGAUAAUUAAGAAUUAUAGUUGUAGAUUAAAAAAGAAUUUAAAAUUAAGUGUUACACUAUUAAAUGCAAUGAUCAAGGAUCUCACGUUUUUGCAUCAAAACCAUUAAUAUUUGAUAGCAUUAGCAGUUUCCUUGAAAUUUUUUAAAAAGAAUCAAAAGAAAUGUAGAAAAAAAUAAUUUUGGCUUCAGAAUUAGAUAUUUCAACAUAAUAAAGGUAAAAAUGGAGAAUUUAUGUUUAACAAUUUAAAACUUUAGGCAAAAAUUACAAUUUGAUUGCAAUGAUUCCAUAAGAAGAUAAUUUAGUUUAUAAAUCAAACAAUAUUAUAAAUAAAUUUAAACUUAGUUUAUCCAAAAUAUUUAAACAUAAAUUAAAAACCCCAUUGAACACAACUCUUGGGUUUUUAUAAACUAUUAUAUAAGAAAAUCUUAUUGUAGAUGAAUAAUUAAAGAUGAACUUUUUAAAACCAGCUUUUAUAAAUUCUAAAAUACAAUUUUAUUAAGUUCAAGAUAUAUUAGAAUAUAUAAAUUAGGAGGACUUGCUUCAAUUUUAAAUUAUAAAAGUUAACUUAAAUAAAACACUAGGUUUAAUUUAUGAUUUAAUCGAAUUGUAGUGUAGAGCAAAAUAAAUAAAAAUAGAAUUUACAAUAAAUGCUAAACCAUUAAAUAUUAGGGAGAAGUAAUUACUGUUGUUAAUAAUAGACCUAUAUAUAUAUAAACAGAUCAACAGAGAUUAGAAAGAAUUCUCUUCAAUUUAUUGAAUAAGUCUUAUAGACAUACUCAAAUAAAUGGAAAGAUUAAUCUUGAUGUUCAAAUAGAUUAUAAAUAGAAUUAAGUACAAUUUAAGAUAAAUGACAAUAAUUUAGGAUUCAAAUAAGAAUAAAUGGAUUUAAUCAAUUCAUAUGCUUAACAAUAAAAUAAAUCUAUUUCUCAAUUUAGAAAUUCAAUUGUAAAGAAAUCAAAGUUCAAAUUUAGUUUAACAUUAUAAAUCACUAAUAAAUUAAUAUUUUUCCUAAGUGAUAUGCAAUGUUCACUUUAAGUUAGAAAUACGAUUGAAGAAGGGGCUAGUUACAAUUUCUUUAUUAGUAUGAAUUGUUAAUAAGGAAGUUUUCAAUAGACAACAGAUAUAUAACUCUUAAACUAGAAUUAUUAAACUAGAAACACUUUGAUAACAACAAAGUAUCCAGUAAAUAGUUAUCCUUUUCUUAAUUAUACUCGAAGUUAAAAUUAGAUUAGGUAUAUAUAAUAUGUAUAAUAAGUCGAGAAAGAAUGCUUGAUGGAUUAGAAAUUGAUGAAGAGCCAAGUGCUAAGAAACCCUUUUGUUUGAGUACAUAAACUCAAUAAUAUUCUCCAUAAAUUCCAGCUUUAAGAACUUAAUAGGCUUAAUAAAGCAUAAUACAAUAUUAAAAAAAUUUAUAUUAGAAAGAAAUAAAUGAAAAAUCUCUAACUUUAUCUUUAGCAUAUGAAAAAUCUAUAAAUCUAAAAAGAAUUGGAGAUUCUGUUGAUAUUAGAUAAGAUUUCAAUUAGACAAUAAUGUUGGUUGAUGAUGAACCUUUUAAUCAUGAUACAUUAAAAUUAAUGUUAAAAAACCUUGGAUUCAAAAACUUUAUAAGUGGAUAUAAUGGUUAAUAAAGUAUAGAAUUAGUUUAAAAACAUCAUUCUUCAAUCAAAAUAAUUUUUAUGGAUUUAGAUAUGCCAAUAAUGGGAGGAAUCAGAGUAAAUAUUUAAUUAAAUAAGGCUACUAAAGUUUUGAUUGAAUUAAUGUAAUAAAAUGAAAUAGACUAUAUACCUAUAAUUGCUUGUACUGCUCAUGAUGAUAUAAAAACUUAAUAAGAAUGUAUUUAAGCAGGUAUGUUAUGUGUUAUAGCAAAACCAGUAUUUUUAAGAAGUUUAUAAGAAGCAUUUAUGAAAGUAAAUGAAAUUAAGUUCAAAGUAUCAAAUGACUUAGCUGGAUCUAAAGUCAUAUCUUCAAGUAUUAAAUGA
Messenger RNA from Paramecium sonneborni, 2585 nucleotides. The record is from the annotation of a GenBank genome assembly. Lineage: Eukaryota; Ciliophora; Oligohymenophorea; Peniculida; Parameciidae.